AUGAUUGAACUCGAGUUUCACGAGUUGUUUCGGACACCGGUUGGCGGCGCCGGCGGUGGACAAGGACUCAAUGGGGCCGGCGGUCAGGCCUCGGCCGCAGCCGCCAAGAAGUGUGGCGCCGGCGCAGCACUCAAACCGCUGCUGAAGGGAAACAAACACCAGAGGAAGCAAUCCAUGUCCAAAGAGAUGCGCGAAAUAGCGUCGGGAAUAUUGCGGCAAAUGUUGGACAAAAACCACGGCUGGCCUCCAGUGGCCGCACCACUGAUGGCCGCUCAGUCAGCGUCGGCCGCAUCGCAGUCACUGGAAGUGCCGUUCAUUGAGCUCAACGCCAACGCUUCCGAGUUCAGUGUCUUCGCUGCCGUUCGCCAAUCGGUGCUCCAGAAGCAGCUCAAAGACACGUCGCUUGUGUACGGCUCGACGUAUGGCCGGCUCUACGGGACCGACAGUACGGCCAGCGAUGACGAGACCAACGAUAAUAAGCAAACAGAGUCUGUGAUGAGGGUGCCGAAAGUGGUCGGCUUUGGUCUUAGUGUGGCGUUUGAGUUGAUCCGCGAGUCCCGUACGUGUCUGCCAUCGUUGUGUAUUCGCGCACUUCAGGCCCUAUUGAACGCACUUCAGGGACAACUGCCCGAAGGACUCAAAUACGAGCCCUCAGAUGUGAUAAACCCAUUGUUUGAUUUACUACUGGAACUGUCAUCGACACAAACCACAUAUCACGAGAGCACCGGUACAAUAGCGUCGACGUCGACCUCCGUGUCCAACAAUCAGACGUUCAUUGAGCUCAAGUCGUACGCGUGUUCGGCGUUACUAAGUCUGGUCACAGCCAGAGGCGAUACGGACAAGACGUUGACCGCAAUCACAGCGCUGUUGACGAGUCCACAGUUGACCGCCGAUAACGAUGUGAUCGAAACGCCCAAUAUAUUGAUAUCACUGCAACGGUCCGUACACUGCGUUCUGUUGGGCAAAACGAAACGACCCGAUUGGCUGACACACGGCUUCUGUGCGAACUCCCUGUGCGACACAUUCACUGUCCGCAUACCGUCCGACACCAGUCGACACUAUAAACAGUCUUCCCUCGCCUUCGACGGCAAAUAUCUUUACUUAUAUUCCGGGAAUCAGAUCCACAAAAUCGGUUCCGGAUAUUGCGGUACAAUUAAAGGACAACUCAUUCACAGCAAUAGCAUCGGCUCGCAUAAGACACAGAGCGGUCUCAUCGGUUGGAUCGGUUAUAUCGGCGACAGUCUAUACCUGCAGACCAAUAACUGGACACACAAUGAGUUGAUCCGUUUGGAUAAGAAUACGUUCCGAGAGGUGGGCAAAGUGACGCUCGGUGUCACCCAAUUGGGUCCCAGCGCUUGCGCCUCCGAUAACGAGAGUUUACUACUGAUUAGCGCCACGAAAGACGACUGUUUUGUCAUCAGAACACUGCGACCGCCGCCGGACUCGUCCACAACGAACGUCAUGUCCAUCACUCAGGAGUUGACCAUAAAGUUGUCCCACAAGUGUCUCAACGUAUGCGGAGGUAUCGGUUCAGCCAUUUUCGAUCAACAAAUACCGCCAAACGAACAACAAUUGAAACCACCGUUUUUGCGGCCAAUCGACACCAUCGAAGCCGACGAUAUCGUACAGAUCUGUUGCGGCAAAGACUUCGCACUCAUUCGGACCUUCUCUGGCAAAGUGUUCUUCACGGGAAAGGCUCAGAGUUUGGGUAUCAAACAAAACGCCGUCACUUUCGGCAAGUGGUCAGAGUUGCCGAUAACUAAGGCGCCAAAGAUCGACAACAUUAGCGUUGGUCACGAGGGCUCACACGCGCUGCUGGUGGCCGACGACGGCUCCGUCUACUUUGUGGGUCUGUCGAAGAGAGGCGAAGACGGAGAACAGAUCAAAUCGCGACGACAGCCGAAGGCGGGAAAGCCCAAGAAAAUGAUGAAAUUGGACGCCAAGAGCGUCGAGUUUAGCGCUUGUAAUCACGGCUCCAGCGCUUUGGUGACCAAAAACGGCGAACUCUAUCUGUUCGGCAAAGACGCCCACUAUGUGGACCGCACCACCGGUUUAGUGACAUCGUUGCGACACGUGAUCAUAUCGCAAGUGGCCAUCGGAAAGGCACACAUACUGGCCCUCUCUAACAAGGGUACGGUCUAUACGUUCGGCAUCUCCAAUAAGGGUCAGUGCGGACUCGAUCUCAUGCAGACCUCAGCGAACAAAGACGCGGCCGUUAACGAGGAGUCCGGCGGCGGCGUCGACGGCGACCGCAACCCCGACCAACAGAUCGAUAUGACCGAAGACAUCACUGAGCCGUUGUGCGCCAUCGGACAGCAUCGGUGGAAAUACGAUCAGUGCAUGAUUUGCACCAUUUGCGGCGAGUGUACCGGUUAUGGCACCGGUUGUAUAGCGAGCGGCAAAUCCGAACGCAAUCCGGGCAUGUCGUGCGGGUGCGGCGCCGGCGACGCCGGCUGUACGGACUGCGGCUGUUGUCGGGCAUGCGAAGCCGUGCCGAAGGAGGCCUUCGCCGGCAACGAGAACAACGAAUCGCCGCCACUUUUGCCACUCAAUCAGAUGGCGUUCAACGCCGCCCAACAACAGCUCAAUUACGCCGACUCUAUCAGCGACGAUAUGCAACGAUUCGCCGCCGCGUACGCGAUGGUCGAGUCAGGACCGGCCGGCGCCGCGGCCGCCAAUCAGUUGAACGCCGUGAACGCGGCCACAGCGGCGGCCGUUGCCGUCUACGCGGCCAACGAACACGUGUACGAAGAGCCGCAGUUGAGUCGGGCGGCGAUGCGGGCGGCGCUCAAUCCGCGGACCGAACGCCGACGAGUGGGCGUCGAUAUACUGGGCCGACGUCUGCGACACGCGGGCAAAGCGUACCGUAAUUUGGCCGGAGUUUCGGGAAGUGGUGGCGGCGGUGGAGCCGCAGCGGCGGCCGCCGCAGCCAUCGGUCGAGAUCACGAGGCGAUGGGCGAGAACGCUAUGCCGGCGGCCAUGGAGUUGAUCGACAAACACGUGUCUAAUGUGAUCAAUAUAGACAUGAGCGACGCCGGCAGCGACGGCGAGGCCUCCAAACUGACACAAUUGCCGCCAACGAAGCUAAACAUAUCGAGUCGUAUCAUUCAGAUCGCCUGCGGUCUCCACCACUCCGUACUCCUCACCUCUUCGGGCGAUGUCUACACAUUCGGCAGCAAUCAAUUCGGACAACUCGGUCACAACGACUUCGCCAUACGGGAAGUGCCCACAAAAGUGCUGCUCAAAGCCAACGUCAUUCAGAUUCCUCACCUCUUCGGGCGAUUGCCCACAAAAGUGCUGCUCAAAGCCAACGUCAUUCAGAUCGCCGCCGGCAGUAAUCACACGGUUCUGCUCUCGUCUACGGGACAGGUGUACACAUUCGGCAACAACCAAAAGGGACAGUUGGGUCGCAACCCGUCCACCAUUGACUUCGCGUGGAACGCCAUUCCCGGCACUAUCGCCACCAUUGGUCAACAGUACGGCCGAAAGGCCACAUACAUAUCGGCGUCCGGCGACCACACGUUCAUCAAGUUUGACGAGUCGCUCAUUAAUCCGCUGUCACUGUCGUCGGCCCGAGUGAUAGCCAAUCGCCGGUGCAUUGCAAUCAUUCCCUCCAAUCCGGAGCUCUCGGCCUCGGCUAAGGACGACCGAUACGAGCUAAUUGACCGUCAGUUUCACUCACUAGUCAUCAGCCGUUCGGACGGCCAGUGCAAGAGUUUCAACACAUCGGAUCAGUUAGAAUUGGCCGCCUUCUCGGCCGUAUGUCUCGACAACUAUUACGACGUGUUGUGGACGUACGACACGAAGAGUCACGCAUUCAAUCGCUAUAAUCUGAUAUACGCCGAGACAAAGAUACCGAACCAGUCGUUGUCGUUGACGUCGAUUCUGUUGCCAGAGUUAGCGCUCCCGCAGAAGCCGUCCACGAAAGUGAACCGAACGACAGCCGCACUCAACCUAUUGUGCACUUUGGAUACACUGACGGCCGCACAUCAAAUCGGCUGGACCAUCGAAGAGGUCGACCAAAACAAGAGCAAAAUCACCAAAAGUCUGAGCAAAGAUGACUUCUCGUCUGUUUGUCGUUUUGAGAGUCACGGCGGAGGUUGGGGUUUUUCGAGUCACUCGAUAGAAGCGAUACGUUUUAUGGCCGACAACGACGUCCUGUUGGGCGGAUUCGGUCUGUUUGGCGGUCGCGGCGAAUACACGGCGAAACUCAAACUCUUCGACAUUGGACCCGACGGUGGGGAACAGGAGGGCGACGGAGAGAUACUGUCGGAAACGGAUGAGAUAUCGUUUGAAUGCGCCGCUCGACAGAAGUUUCCCAUACUGUUUGAAGAGCCGGUUCCGCUUCAGGCCAACCGGUGGUACGUGGCGUGGGCUCGCAUUUCGGGCCCCAGCAGUGACUGCGGCUCCAGCGGCCAGUCGGUGGUCAACACCGAGGAUCAGGUGGUCUUCUAUUUCAAGAGUUCCAAAAAGUCAAACAACGGAACCGAUGUAAACGCCGGACAAAUACCGCAAGUCCUGUAUAAAGUGGUGUCCGGCGGCGGCGGUGGCGGUGACUCGUCCUCGCAUGCGUCCAAUCGCAGCGAAUCCAACGGCUUAUACGAAGAGUCGGUGUGUAUUGUGGGCAAAGAGUUCUCGCUGACCGUCAAAACCGAGUGCUUUCAUUCGCUGCUGAAACUGUUGCGCUGGGGCUGGAAGUCCUUCAAAGCCAUCGUGACCGACAUGAACAGCACCGGCAACACAGAGUCCACUGAUCUGUUGGGCACUAAUCUCAUUGAAUUGCGACACUUGACGUACAUCUGUUGCGCUUCACUUCAUUUGCUGAACGUUUACGUCAACGAAAUCUAUCCGAACAGACAUAACGAACAAAAGCCGGUCUCGCAGUCAAACGACUCGUUAAGACUCGCCGAAUGUGUAUACGAAGUGCGGACACUAUUGAAGCGGAUUCUGUCGGCACCGCCCGACCCGCCGCCCCGUAACCACUCGUUCACCGGCGAAGUGAACGCUUUUAUAUCGCAGAUUAUGGACGAAAGUCACGAGACGUUUCUCGCCUGUUAUCACGCCUUCUAUCCGAGCAGUUCUCUGCGGUGGCGCGCGUUGUGCGACCUUUUGCUCAAAGAUCAUCACCACUCGGCGUNCGCUUUUAUAUCGCAGAUUAUGGACGAAAGUCACGAGACGUUUCUCGCCUGUUAUCACGCCUUCUAUCCGAGCAGUUCUCUGCGGUGGCGCGCGUUGUGCGACCUUUUGCUCAAAGAUCAUCACCACUCGGCGUCCGGACACAAGCCAUCCGUUCAUCUAUUGUCGGCGAUGUUGGCCUCGCUGUGCAGGCCGUGGGUUCGGUUGGCGCAGACCUUUCCCAUUAUGAAUGGUUUGGAUGUCUAUAACCUUCAAAGUCCUUCUGAGCUUCAAAGUCCAACUUCUGAUUUAGGCAUUAGUUAUGAAAACUCAAUACUUAACGACAAACUGUUGGAGAAGACCGAUGAAGAGGGCUGUCAUUCGGGCACUGAGUGCUCAUUUCGUGAUAUAUUUAACAAUUUGCUUGAAAUCAUUGGUCAACCGAUCCGUUAUAGCCUUCAACAGGAGAACAACGCCAACAAUGUCUCGGAGUUGGAGUUGGAGACAGAGUUAGAGUCGGAAAGCAGUCAUUGCAUACAAUUGGUUGAGAACUCGUGUAAUCUGAUCACAACAAUAAUGGCCGAACUCGUGGCUCAGGUGACGGGUAUUGGCGGCGAUUCGCACGUUAUGAGCGGUCAACAGCUGCACAUCACUCCCUCACGAUUCUCGCGAAUUUCGCAGAACAGGACGUGGAAUACGGGCAACGGCUCGCCCGACGCCAUCUGCUUUUCGGUGGACAGACCGGGCAUAUCGAUAGCCGGUGUCACCGUUUACGGCGAGUCGGUGUGUAUUGUGGGCAAAGAGUUCUCGCUGACCGUCAAAACCGAGUGCUUUCAUUCGCUGCUGAAACUGUUGCGCUGGGGCUGGAAGUCCUUCAAAGCCAUCGUGACCGACAUGAACAGCACCGGCAACACAGAGUCCACUGAUCUGUUGGGCACUAAUCUCAUUGAAUUGCGACACUUGACGUACAUCUGUUGCGCUUCACUUCAUUUGCUGAACGUUUACGUCAACGAAAUCUAUCCGAACAGACAUAACGAACAGAAGCCGGUCUCGCAAUCAAACGACUCGUUAAGACUCGCCGAAUGUGUUUACGAAGUGCGGACACUAUUGAAACGGAUUCUGUCGGCACCGCCCGAUCCGCCGCCCCGUAACCACUCGUUCACCGGCGAAGUGAACGCUUUCAUAUCGCAGAUUAUGGACGAAAGUCACGAGACGUUUCUCGCCUGUUAUCACGCCUUCUAUCCGAGCAGUUCUCUGCGGUGGCGCGCGUUGUGCGACCUUUUGCUCAAAGAUCAUCACCACUCGGCGUCCGGACACAAGCCAUCCGUUCAUCUAUUGUCGGCGAUGUUGGCCUCGCUGUGCAGGCCGUGGGUUCGGUUGGCGCAGACCUUUCCCAUUAUGAAUGGUUUGGAUGUCUAUAACCUUCAAAGUCCUUCUGAGCUUCAAAGUCCAACUUCUGAUUUAGGCAUUAGUUAUGAGAACUCAAUACUCAACGACAAACUGUUGGAGAAGACCGAUGAAGAGGGCUGUCAUUCGGGCACUGAGUGUUCAUUUCGUGAUAUAUUUAACAAUUUGCUCGAAAUCAUUGGUCAACCGAUUCGUUAUAGCCUUCAACAGGAGAACAACGCCAACAAUGUCUCGGAGUUGGAGUUGGAGACAGAGUUAGAGUCGGAAAGCAGUCAUUGCAUACAAUUGGUGGAGAACUCGUGUAAUCUGAUCACAACAAUAAUGGCCGAACUCGUGGCUCAGGUGACGGGUAUUGGCGGCGAUUCGCACGUAAUGAGCGGUCAACAGCUGCACAUCACUCCCUCACGAUUCUCGCGAAUCUCGCAGAACAGGACCUGGAAUACGGGCAACGGCUCGCCCGACGCCAUCUGCUUUUCGGUGGACAGACCGGGCAUAUCGAUAGCCGGUGUCACCGUUUACGGCGGUAUUGGCAACGAAUGGCACUACGAGUUAGAACUGCUC
Messenger RNA from Medioppia subpectinata, 7083 nucleotides. NCBI's taxonomy places the organism in Eukaryota, Metazoa, Arthropoda, Arachnida, Sarcoptiformes, Oppiidae. The record is from the annotation of a GenBank genome assembly.